AAUAACGGGGAAGACUGGCUUAGCUACAUUAUUUCAUCCUUCAGUAUUAAUAGCUUGCAAGAUAGUAACACUAACAGAUAGAACGCUUGCAACGCAGAGUCGAGAUGAUUCACAGCCUAUUCCUGGUGAACUCCUCCGGGGACAUCUUCCUGGAGAAGCACUGGAAGAGUGUUGUGAGCCGCUCCGUGUGUGACUACUUCUUCGAGGCCCAGGAGCGUGCCACUGAGCCCGAGAAUGUUCCGCCGGUCAUCCCCACCCCGCACCACUACCUCAUCAAUGUGCUCCGGCACAAGAUCUUCUUCGUCGCUGUCAUCCAGACAGAGGUGCCUCCUCUCUUUGUCAUCGAGUUCCUUCACCGUGUGGUGGACACAUUCCAGGACUACUUUGGCGUAUGUACUGAAGCUGCCAUCAAAGACAACGUGGUUGUUGUUUACGAGCUUCUGGAGGAGAUGCUGGACAAUGGCUUCCCACUGGCCACCGAAUCCAACAUCCUGAAGGAGCUGAUCAAGCCCCCAACCAUCCUACGCACAGUAGUCAAUACUAUUACUGGAAGCACCAAUGUAGGAGAGCAGCUUCCAACUGGGCAGCUGUCCGUGGUACCAUGGCGACGCACGGGAGUGAAGUACACUAACAAUGAGGCAUAUUUUGAUGUGGUGGAAGAAAUUGAUGCCAUCAUUGACAAGUCUGGUUCUACCAUUACGGCAGAGAUCCAGGGAGUAAUUGAUGCCUGCGUGAAGCUGACAGGGAUGCCUGACCUCACUCUCUCAUUCAUGAACCCCCGGCUUUUGGAUGACGUCAGUUUCCACCCGUGCGUGCGGUUCAAGCGCUGGGAGGCCGAGCGAAUUCUCUCUUUCAUUCCUCCGGAUGGAAACUUCCGGCUGCUUUCCUACCACGUGAGCUCCCAGAACCUGGUGGCCAUCCCGGUGUACGUGAAGCACAAUAUCACCUUCAGGGAGGGCAGUUCCCAGGGCCGCUUCGAGCUGACGCUGGGGCCCAAGCAGACCAUGGGCAAGGCAGUGGAGUCUGUGCUGGUCACCAGCCAGCUGCCCCGGGGGGUCCUCAACGUUAACCUCACCCCCUCGCAGGGUACCUACACCUUUGACCCCGUUACCAAGCUGCUAUCGUGGGAUGUUGGCAAGAUUAACCCCCAGAAGCUGCCCAGCCUGAAGGGCUCCAUGAGUCUGCAGACAGGUGCCUCCAAGCCAGACGAGAACCCCACCUUCAACAUCCAGUUCAAGAUCCAGCAGCUGGCCAUAUCAGGUCUGAAGGUGAACCGGCUGGACAUGUACGGGGAGAAGUAUAAACCCUUCAAAGGCAUUAAAUACAUGACCAAAGCUGGCAAGUUCCAGGUCCGGACUUAGAUCCUGACAAAUUCCUCAGAUCACGUCUGUCCAUGACAGGGAUGAGGGGUGGACGAGAGAGGCAGACAGGCAGCAGAAUCGUAACUAUAUGGUAUUGGAAGGGAACCAACAUGAAAUGAGAAAAAUGCACUUCAGGAUUGCUAACACGAGCUCCAGACUCUAAUGUCUGCAUGAAGAGGAGCCAGUGGAAAACCAGAAAGAUCCAGGAGACCUUGCCAUGCUCUGAAACAUGCAGUACCACAACAGAGCAUCUCCUCCUCUCUCAACAAGGCAACAGGGUCUGGGGCUUCAGUAUCAAAGCCUGAAAAGGUUGCUUCCUUGCAUUCCCUCCUGAAGAGAAAUUCCGGCUAAUUUCAACCUGCAAUAUUGUACUGCUCAUGCUAUUCUUGACUCGUCCGUACCCAAAGGCACAUCCUUUUUUUUCCAGCCCUUCUAAGUUCCUGGCCAGCUAACUGAGGGCAUUGUUUAUCUAUAUAGUGUUGGAAAUGUCUUAACAUACUCCAAAUACCAUCACAAAAGUUUAUGCUGCGUCGUAAGCUGUCUGCUGAUGUUGCAUGACUUAUGGGGGUAGUGUGAGCAAUACAA
This is a messenger RNA of Engraulis encrasicolus (European anchovy), 1946 nucleotides long. It is a transcript of the gene ap3m2, whose product is annotated as adaptor related protein complex 3 subunit mu 2. The record is from RefSeq and is a predicted model, not a curated record. The transcript has 9 exons. Gene Ontology annotation, biological process: intracellular protein transport; endocytosis. NCBI's taxonomy places the organism in Eukaryota, Metazoa, Chordata, Actinopteri, Clupeiformes, Engraulidae. The coding region runs from base 105 to 1361 and encodes 418 amino acids. Gene Ontology annotation, cellular component: cytoplasmic vesicle; clathrin adaptor complex.